GAGACCAAAUCACUGGAGAGAGUUUAGGAGCAGCAGGUGGACACCUGGGAACUUCUUCAGGCAACUUCAGGCAACCCAUCCAAGCCAAUGUUUACAAUAAAACGAUCCUCGUGUUUUGUAUUCAGGUCUGUGGUUAGACAUGAGAUGCAAACCAACGAGAGAUGGUUAGUGCAUUUGGGUGAGCUUGAGAAGAGAGAAAUUCUUGCACCAGUCGGUAUAUUAAUAUUGUACUUUUAAACUGCAAUUUUCCAGCCGGCUUUCCAAUGCUGUCUGUCUUUUCCCCGUUAGCCAUGGCAAGUCCGAGUUCUCCGUCAUUAACUGAAGUGGUGAAACGAGUAGCAGAGCAGCAGAAUAGUCAAGCCGCCGAAAUAGAGACGGGCAAGGCUCUUCUCGCGGAGUUGCAGACUCAGCUGCAGGAGCUUGAAUUCCAAAUGAAUUGUGUUGACUCAGAAAGAAAGGCAAUAGAAAGGGAAAUUUAUCAUCAAGAUGAAAGCACAGCCAGUUUGAAAGAUCGUUGUGAAAAGCUGGGCAGGCAGAGCGCAGGCUUGUCUGCCGAGAAUGUAAAGCUGCGAUUUGAUGCACAGACUUUGGAAGAAGAAUUUAAAGGCAUGCUCCGAAGAAACAGGGCCUACUAUGAGAAAAUAGCUGCUCACAAAGACCGUUUUGUGGAGGUGGAAAGUAAAUUGCCACUCAUGACUGAACUCUCGAAAAAACGAGCUGCCGUCAAGGAGAUGAUCCUGCAGAAGGAAGCGCUUGUCUCUUCUCUGCGGAAUCCGGAUGUGCUUUCUGCAAGCCCAGUGCAGGAAGAAAUUGCAUGUUUGCAAGGUGAAAUUCAUGCUCUGAAAGAAGCUGUCCAUGAAAAAGAAAAAGCACUUCGAGAUGAGCGAAGCAUGCAUGCGCAGCUUCAAAAAGAAAUCGAGGUGCAGAAUAAAAGAUGCGAAGCUAUGCUCAAGCGUUUGCAGUGCCAAGUGAACAAGCGGCAAGCCAAUAAAAGACGGUGGUGCUGGAACAUUUAACAGGUGGAAGGGAAGGCCGUGCGGCUGAGGAAGCCCCUUGGAGUAAUUGCUUAAUAAGCUCAUUAUAAGAUACGGCCCAUUCUCUCUGUGCACCAAGCCUUUAAGUGAAUCUCAAAUUGAAUAACCUAAUAAUUGUCCGUGAAGCUUUUCCGUUUCCUGUCCUGUAUUUUCUGUAUUUUCCCUGGUUAUAUUCAUAGUUUAGUAACAUAAAAAGUGAAUUUGCAAUGCAUAAACUUGGGGUGGGUGGAAACAGAAGUGAAUGCAGCUAGUUGCUCAUUGCCUGAUAUAUCGCUAUGAAAUAUCACUGUGUUCUUUGUUUUUAGCCUCUCAAAUAUGUUCAGAGAAUUCCUCAGUUAGAGAUGGUUCUGGCAUAGUUAAGUGGGCUACAAAAUAUACCUGACUACAACAAUAUUUUAAGUCAUAACUUCUCUGCAGCACAAUUAAAGGGGACAAUAAACCAUGAAUGGGCCUGAACAGAAACACCACAUUCUAAUAAUUAAUACACUAAAUGGUUAUUUCUUGCUUUUACUAUCUUGUUAUUGACAUCAGAAUUCACAAAUGGAAGUUUGUUGAUUUUUUGUAUUUUUGCCUUCAUGUUCUGUAAUAACAGCAUUUGUUUAGAAAA
Messenger RNA from Varanus komodoensis (Komodo dragon), 1641 nucleotides. RefSeq names its product coiled-coil domain containing 122 (gene CCDC122). The record is from RefSeq and is a predicted model, not a curated record. NCBI's taxonomy places the organism in Eukaryota, Metazoa, Chordata, Lepidosauria, Squamata, Varanidae. Bases 264 to 1016 code for a protein of 250 amino acids. The transcript has 4 exons.